UAGAGCUCGCCCGCGCGCCGGCCCGUGCCGCGUCCCGAGGGAAGCAGCGCAGUGCCCGGGCCCGGAACCCGCACGCGCUUCCCCGGUGGACGGCGGCGGCGGCGCGCGCGCGCGGGCGGCGGAGGCUCGUGCGUGCGUGCCUGUCUGUGUGCGUGUGCGCUGGUGGAGUGUGUGUCUGUGUGCGUGUGAUCGAUCGCGCGGGCGCGGGGGAGCGGGGCGCCCGGCGCGGGGUGCCCCCCCAGUGCCUUCCACGCCCUGCCCGCUCCGCGCCUCCUUCCCUCCCUCCCGCAGCGGGGGGCGCGGGGCUUGCGGGACCGCUGGAGACAAAGGGGGCGCGGGGGCGAGCCCGCCAUGGCCUCCCGGAGCCUGGCGGGCCUGGGCGGGGGCCGCGGCGGCGGCGGCGGCAAGAAGAGCCUCAGCGCCCGCAACGCUGCGGUGGAGAGGAGGAACCUGAUCACCGUGUGCAGAUUUUCUGUGAAGACCUUGAUUGAUCGGUCUUGCUUUGAAACAAUUGAUGAUUCUUCUCCUGAAUUUAAUAAUUUUGCAGCUGUUCUGGAACAAAUUCUAAGUCACCGGCUAAAAGGUCAAGUCACCUGGUUUGGUUACGAAAGCCCUCGAAGCUUCUGGGACUAUAUCAGAGUGGCCUGCCGGAAAGUCUCACAAAACUGUAUCUGCAGCAUUGAAAACAUGGAAAAUGUCAGUUCCUCCAGAGCUAAGGGUAGAGCCUGGAUCAGAGUAGCACUCAUGGAAAAACAUUUGUCUGAAUACAUCUCUACAGCUUUGAGAGACUUCAAAACAACCAGGAGGUUUUAUGAAGAUGGAGCCAUUGUCUUGGGUGAAGAAGCAAACAUGCUUGCCGGCAUGCUACUUGGACUCAAUGCUAUUGACUUCAGCUUCUGCCUAAAGGGAGAAGGAUUGGAUGGCACCUUCCCUGCUGUAAUAGAUUAUACACCAUAUUUGAAGUUUGAACAAAGUUCUGAUAGCAUUAGCAGUGAUGAGGAGGAGCUCAGGACUUUCGGGAGCAGUGACAGUGACAGCAGCACUCCAGAGAAUGUGGGGCCACCUCUUAUCAUGGAUGAGAACAGCUGGUUCAACAAGUGCAAGAGAGUAAGGCAAAAAUAUCAGCUCACCCUGGAGCAGAAGGGUUAUCUUGAAGAACUCUUAAGGCUUCGUGAGAACCAACUUUCUGAAUCUGUCUCUCAGAAUAAAAUACUACUUCAGAGGAUCGAAGAUUCUGAUCUGGCCCACAAGUUGGAGAAAGAGCAGUUAGAAUAUAUCAUUGUGGAGCUUCAAGAUCAGCUGACUGUGCUAAAGAAUAAUGAUUUAAGAUCAAGACAAGAGUUAACUGCCCACCUCACCAACCAGUGGCCUUCCCCAGGAGCUCUGGAUGUCAAUGCUGUUGCCUUGGAUACCUUGCUUUACCGAAAACACAAUAAGCAGUGGUAUGAUAAAAGUUACCAAAGCCUCGACCAGUUAUCAGCAGAAGUCAGCCUUUCUCAGGCCUCGCUGGACCCCAGCCACUCACAGGAAGGAGAUGGGAAACAAGAGUCUUUGAAUUUCAUCAGUGAAGGUAAAGAAGACACCCCCUCACUGCUUGGUCUUUGUGGGUCACUGACAUCGGUGGCAAGUUACAAGUCCCUAACAAGCCUAAAGUCCAAUGACUGCCUUGCAAGCCCCACCACGGACAUGACAAGUCCAGGCCUGACUCCAUCCUGAAAGACAAAUGAAAACCCAAAGUUUCUGUAUUGUAAAUAUUCUGUUUACAUAAGUUUGGCUGCUGGAGAGAUCUUUGAAAUUUUAUAUUCGGGUACAUACGUGGCGUUUUUGUUGUUUGGAGAUUUCGGUCCAGGCCAUGUAAAGUUCUGGGGGAAAAGCAUAGUAGUCCUGCUAUUUUUCUUUUCUAAAAUCUUACAUUUGUCUUUGAGGAUGUUUAAAAUUGAAUAGGCUUUGAAAAAAAAUAUCUCACAAAGAUUGUCUGAAUCCAUUAUAAACUGUACAUAGUUGUUAUUCAACUGAUUUUUAUAUAUUUGUUUAAAUGUGUCUUGGUGUCCAGAGACUGGGUCCAGGUUUUAUUCCAGAGACUUAAGCUUAGUGAUUUUUUUUUAAUUCCUUUAUUUGGUGGUUACAUUUGCACAAAAGACAACUAAAUAAUUUCAUUAAGAACUUUCUGAGCUCUGAUGUCACAUGCUCGUAAGGGGGAAGGCUCUCAGCUGCAGCAGCAAGCACAGUGGCUAUUUUAGUUCUCCUUCUGUUGUUUAUCAUUUGCUACCAACUUUUAGCAUUUCAUAAUAAAUUUUGUAGAAAUGUGCCUUUUUAGGCAGUUGCUGACUUAAUUUGUAGAGUAUGCAGAAAAAGCAUUUUAUAUCUAAGAACAUGAACACAUUUCUUAGACUUAUUUUCCCAAAAUUUUCUUUUAAAAUUAUCAGUUUUAAAAUGUUGAUCAAGUGUGCCUGAGAAGUUGGAAACAGUUCAAAAUAGAGAGCAAGUGUUGGAAAUGUGUUACUUACACCAGAAGUUUCAAGUUUAAUUAAGGAUUCGAGAAGCUCUUACAUGAAGAACUCCUGAGUAACCAGCAUAUCUGAGUGUGAAUAUAUGCCUGAGCUACAGUGCUAUUUUUUUUCUGUGUGUGCAACAAUGAAUUAUAUCUGGAUGUCUCCCAGACAUUCCCAUUACGCCGUGACCUCAUUUAACAAACUGAUCUUAGUGUUUAAAAAACCCUGUACUUCCACAGGAAAGCUGGUUUUCUUUAAAUAGCCAUGUCUCAAAGCUUUUUGCAUCAUUUGAAACAGCUACACGUGUCCCUAAAAAUUCCACCAUAUUGAAUAUGAAAAUGUAGGAUGUAUGUUUUCGAUAGUGAGUGAUCUGAGGAAAACAGGUGUGCCAAAGAAGUUUUAUAUGUUGUUUACAUGAAGAGGUCACAAUACUUACUGGGGACUUCAUGCGGUAGUUUUGCUUUUAAAUUUUUAUGUUUAAACCUAGAAGCUGUGACAUGUAGGAAGUGUAUUCCUCCUAAAACAGCUGCCCGAGGGGCGCUGAACUCACUCGUUCAUUCCUUGUGUCCAAAGUAGGGGUGGAAGGUUCUCAGAAAUGCUUGGAGCUUAGCCUCAUGAUGCAGAAUAUAAUCACUAAUAGUGUGACCAGUCUUACAUGCGAGGCAAUGCAGAGAGUCAGUUCAGGGAUGAAGGGGGCCUGGGGGUUUGUGGUGGAUGUAGCACUGAAUGGGUUGCAACAUACUGAGAACUUUUCCCUGUAGCUGAAGUAUUAAAGAUGAAGGCUUUAAUACUUGUACAAAUGCGUACAUUCUUGAGAAAUAGCACCUCCAACCUCCCUGAAUUAUGUACACCGUAUUUAGAAUACAGUGCCCAAAGCCACUUUUAUUUAGUGUGAGGGAUGGCAAAUGAAGAGAGUGGGGCCUGCAGGAGGAUCCAUGAGGAAAUAGGAUCAGGAGAACUUCAGGAAUUUUUACACUGAUCAUGGGAGCCUCUACCUUCCUAAGAACUAUCAAACUGUUUAAUGCUUUAUCAUCCUGACCUGCUCUCGCCUGACAUAUAUGAUUCUUUCAUCUAUUAAAACCUUAUUAGGAUCUUUUCAUACAUUUUUAUAAAGUAGAGGGGAAUACAGGAUUCCCUUAUUGGUACACUUUUUCAAAUUUGUCUGACAGAAACACUAGUUCGUGCACGUAUCCCUGCUGAAAACCGCAGACUGAGAAAUGACACCGGAGAAUCAUGGCUUUCCCUCCAUACUUGGAGCUCUUGACAUAAAAUUCACCUGCCACUAUGAAAUCCAGGUGUCUACAGUUCAUUUAAAACUUGACACAGUUUGUAAACGUUUGCAUGAGUAAAUAGUGUAUGUCUCGGUCUUUCAUUUUCAGUGGUAGUGUUUAUUUUUCAGAAUCCCACAAAGAAUGCUGGCUUCUGUCUAUCCUUCCAUGUGUAUUUUGUUGCCUUGAUGUACUAUAAUUGUUGCAUGUAUAUUAAAGAUUUUUUUUAACCAUCCA
Psammomys obesus (fat sand rat) is the source of this 3997-nucleotide messenger RNA. RefSeq names its product RUN domain containing 3B (gene Rundc3b). NCBI's taxonomy places the organism in Eukaryota, Metazoa, Chordata, Mammalia, Rodentia, Muridae. The coding region runs from base 352 to 1716 and encodes 454 amino acids. The record is from RefSeq and is a predicted model, not a curated record. The transcript is spliced from 11 exons.